AUGACGAACAACGAAUCUGGAAAAGAUAUGAUGAAACCCUUUGAGAAAUUGGACAAGUUUUCUGGGCAGGACAUUCGUCGCUGGCAGAAAAUGAUGCACUUCUAUUUGACGAAUUUGAAACUGGUGUAUGUUUUGAGUACCCCAUGCCUUGAGGCCGUUGAGAAUGAAACCCUGGAACAAACCCGCGCUCGUUCAAAGUGGGAAAACUCUGACUACAUCUGUCAUGGUCAUAUUCUUAACGAUACUAGGCCUGUCAUGGAACAAUAUCAUGAAUUGCAAAGGAUGCUAGGACAGUUGGCACUAUAUGGUAUGAAAAUGGAUGAAUCUAUUUCUUCCAUACGUGAUAUGGAAAAGGCAUCUGUUGGUGGUACUAAAACCAUGGUUGGUUCUUCUGUGAACAUGAUGGAGGAGGGUGAAACCUUCAAGGCUGGUAAAGGGAAACGGAAAUCUCAAGGCAAUAACAACAAAGGUUCUGAUAAGAAACCAAAAUUGGCCUGUUGGAAGUGUGGGAAACCUGGACACUUGAAGCGUGAAUGCAGGUCUGGUAAGGGUAAAGGAAAAGGCAAAAACGAUGCUGGUACAAGUAGAUCCAAGGAUCCGGAAAACCAAGCGGUUUCGUUUUUGGUACCAUGUGAUCAUUCUAUUGAGACUUAUUAUGUAUCAAUAAUCUCUGAAGCAUUUUAUGUGCAGGAUGAUGACACUUCAUGGUAG
Molecule: messenger RNA, 711 nt
Organism: Erigeron canadensis
Lineage: Eukaryota; Viridiplantae; Streptophyta; Magnoliopsida; Asterales; Asteraceae
Exons: 3
Coding region: 1-711 (236 amino acids)
Molecular function (GO): nucleic acid binding; zinc ion binding
Source: RefSeq, a predicted model, not a curated record